This is a messenger RNA of Phymastichus coffea, 934 nucleotides long. RefSeq lists its product as uncharacterized. The record is from RefSeq and is a predicted model, not a curated record. Bases 173 to 910 code for a protein of 245 amino acids. The transcript has 5 exons. Lineage: Eukaryota; Metazoa; Arthropoda; Insecta; Hymenoptera; Eulophidae.
ACCGAAGUCCGUUCGGAUGCGAUCUAACAAGACGCGCGUCGUCGUUGUCUCUCGACUGCAUGGGAGAAUCUUCAAAUCGGUGAUUUCCAGCUGAUCUCCAGCCGAAGGUUGACGUAGAAUCUUGCAAGAAGCUGAAACUUCUAUAUCGGUAUUCUUAAAUCACCGGUGAACUAUGAGGACAAGGGUCUUGCAAUUCCUGUUAAUAAUUAGCUUAGUAGCAAGGCUUAUUAAAGGAAGGCCACAUGUAAAUGAGCAACCACUCAAAUUCAAUUUAGAUACAGACAAGGAAGUGGAAGGAUAUGCUGAUAAUACGGAGAAGCCUGCAAUGAAGGUUACGGCCAUCUCGAGGUUACAGGAUGGGAUGGAAUGGCUAGACAGAAUGUCAGAUGCCUUAAGGUUCGCUCGAGGGCGAUUAGUCAAUUCGGUCGCGAUAGCCCAAAAUGUCUUGGCUGAGCGACUUGAGGAAUUUAUGAGUGAAGCGCGAAACAACGUCGCCGGUGCCAUAGGUGCAGCUAAUGAUAUUUACGCCAAGAGUCGUAGUACUCUUCAAUCUUACGAGAAUGGUCCAUUAGGGCAAUUAUUUCCUUCCAAAACGCGUGAAACCGUUAGAUUAGAAAAUGAAAAAGAUCAAGCUAUCUUGGAAAAUAAGAAGCUCAAUCCUAUCAGCUCGCUUCUGGAGAACGUAUUCAAGCCACAACCUAUUGUCGACAAAAUCACAGAGGAAGAAAAAUACGGUAACAAUGGUGACAAGUUCAUCGGAUUAGGUCGGGCACUUGUCAAUGGCUUCGAAGGGUUAAGUAACUUCAUCAAUGGCAUCGUCGAUUUUCCAGUGAAAGCUGCUAAAAACACGUCCCGAAGCAUCACUGAAGCGCUGAAUCAAAUUGGAUCGAAAUUAGUUGGUCUACAAUGAUAACUUAGUAUUCUAAUGUUAACA